AUGCCGAGGGGGCUGCGGGACGUGGGGGCCGCCCUCACCUGCCUCCAGCUCCUGCUGCUUCUUGCCGGCGUGGAGCUGAGGCCCCACGCGUGGGACCAGGACAGGCUCCAGCUGGAAGCCAUCAAAAAGGGGAUCCUGGAGCGGUUGGGGAUACCCGCUCCCCCCGUGGUCCAGCACCGGCUGGACCAGGAGAGCAUCCGGAGAGCGCAGCGGCUCUACCAGCAGAAAGUGGCCGAGCUGACGGGGAACCGGAGCCAGGAGGAGGAGGAGGGAGCCGUGCCCAGGACCAGGCGCCUGCAUCGCCUCACCCCCACGCUGCUGCGCCGGCCGGACAUCGACAUCCCCCAGGGAGACCAGGACCCCCAGGGAGACCAGGACCCCCGUGGUCCCUACCGCUACCAUCUCCUCCUCUCCCGCACGGAGGCUUUCCACCGGCAGCUCCGGGUGGUUCAGGCGGAGCUGAAGCUCUUCAAGCAGUCUCUGGCAUCCCCCGGCAUGUCCCCGCUCGACGCCUCGGUGCCCACCCGCGUCAACAUCUACAUGCUGGGGGGGGCUCACGGGACCCCCCAGCUCCUGCGUAGCCAAGAGCUGGACCGCGACGCCCCCAGCCUGGACCUCACGGUGGCCGUCCAGCCCUGGGCUGCCGGUCCCGAGGACACGCUACGCCUGGAGCUGACCUUCACAGCCGACGUCUCAACCUUGUUGGCCAACUCGGGGGGCGAGACCCUGGUGCUGGAGGUGGAAACCCAUGAGACGACGGGACGGGGGGCCAGGAGAGCCCGGGGGCUGGAGGAGGAGUGCGGGAAGAGCGAUGGGAAGUGUUGCCUCAAGUCGCUCAAGGUCUCCUUCCAGGACAUCGGCUGGUCGGACUGGGUCAUCGCCCCCAACAGCUACUACAUGAGGUUCUGCGAAGGUUCCUGUCCCCACAACUACAAGCCGGCCAGCAUGCACGCCCAGAUCAAAGCCCGCAUGCACUCCCUCUCCAAGGCCACCCCGCCGCCCUGCUGCGUCCCCGCCGGCUACGACCCCAUGGUGCUGAUGCACUACGACGGCGAGGGCAGGCUGGUCUCCACCCUCUUCGAGGACAUGCUGGUCACCAGGUGCCACUGUGCCUGA
This is a messenger RNA of Gavia stellata (red-throated loon), 1116 nucleotides long. It is a transcript of the gene GDF15, whose product is annotated as growth differentiation factor 15. The transcript has 2 exons. Lineage: Eukaryota; Metazoa; Chordata; Aves; Gaviiformes; Gaviidae. The record is from RefSeq and is a predicted model, not a curated record. The coding region runs from base 1 to 1116 and encodes 371 amino acids. Gene Ontology annotation, molecular function: growth factor activity; cytokine activity. Gene Ontology annotation, biological process: SMAD protein signal transduction. Gene Ontology annotation, cellular component: extracellular region.